AUGCGCUACCUGCGAUUUGUUAAAAAGGAGACCCGCCGGUGCCGGUUGACCACCGACAAGUUCACGCACGUGAGGAAGUACAUGCCCAACAAGCCGGACAAAUUUGGCAUCAAGUUUUGUCUGGCAGCUGACGUUGACAGCAAAUACAUGCUGAAUGGCUUCCCUUACCUGGGAAAAGAUGCCAGCAGGCCAGCAACACAACGGCUAGGAGAGAAUGUGGUGCUGAGACUGGUGGAGCCCUUUGUUGGUAAGGGAAGAAAUAUAACAACAGACAAUUUCUUUACCUCCCUCCCUCUCGCCAAAGCGCUUCUCGCCAAAAACACCAGCCUAGUGGGAACCAUCAAGCGCAACAAGCGGGAGCUCCCACCCUCUGUGCAAGGGAGAUCUGAGCUGUUCAGCACCAAGGUGCUGAAGAGCGACAAAGUGGUGCUCUCUGUCUACCAGUGUAAGCCGAGGAGAAACGUGACAAUACUGAGCACGCAACACCAGCAUGUGGCCAUCUCCACAGAAAGAAAGAAAAAGCCAGAGACUAUAGAAUACUAUAACCACUCAAAAGUGGGGGUUGACGUGCUCGACCAAAUGGCUCGCCAAUAUUCGGUGAAAGGUGGCACGCGUAGAUGGCCCGUUGCUGUGUUUUACAAUGUGCUGGAUCUCGCUGCCAUCAAUGCCUGGGUGCUGUACCGGAGCUGCAUGAGCCAGGAGAACAUCCCGAGAAGGGACUUCAUGCUCCAUCUGGCACACAAGCUGCACGCUGAGUGGAUGGCAUCAAAAGCGCCACCACUUGCGGACCUGCCCUUCAGCGGUGCAGAAGAGCGCAGGAGAAUGACCUGCAUGGUGAAGGCGCACUGCAUGCAAAAUAAAACGUUCUGCAAAUGUGUCAAGUGUGGGGAUGCUGUGUGUGGCAAAUGCACAGCCAAGGUGCUCAGUGUUUGCAACUAUUGUGUUUGA
Molecule: messenger RNA, 948 nt
Organism: Trematomus bernacchii (emerald rockcod)
Lineage: Eukaryota; Metazoa; Chordata; Actinopteri; Perciformes; Nototheniidae
Product: piggyBac transposable element-derived protein 4-like
Exons: 3
Coding region: 1-948 (315 amino acids)
Source: RefSeq, a predicted model, not a curated record